CUGGAAAGUUCUUGGAACGCUAGACGCGCGGUUUCACGAGAAACGCCGUUUUCAUCCUCGAACGUCAAUCACAAACAUCAGGAAGCAAUUACCGACCAUCACCAUAAUAAAACUCCCAAAUGAGUCAUUCAAGGACCAUUCCAAUGCUAGUUCAUUACUCACGAGACUGCUGUAUGCUUGAAUGACAAAGAAGAGGGGAUUGACUCUGUGGGUUUCACAGAGCUGUGCUGCCGAUGGCGUCAGAGGCGCUAAACACGGGGGGAUUCUCAGAAAACCAAUUCUGGGAAGUCAGACGAAGUGAACAAGCCAAACCCUGCAGUGUUCCGCUUCUUGUUCAGUUUUAGGACACGACCUAAACAGAAACACCGCUCGUUUUUGAGAACCAUGUCCGUGUUAUCUACUCGCGUAGUUUGUUAAACAAACCGCAGACAAGUCGCGCACUUAUUUACUUGACAGUCGGCGACAGAGUCCUGAGGCUGUUCGACAACCUUCCUAUGCUCGAGAAAUAUCUCUGAGUGUUUGCCAUCGCUCAAGAAGACCAGAUUCUUUUUGGAAGUCCGAGUAAAAACCUCAGGAACAAAGAAACUUUAAGGAAUCCGGCAGAUAUCAAACCAGCCGUCUUCACAAUGAUUCUGUGCGUCCAAGGGCCAGCUCAUUUGCAAGAUACCGCCGAUCCAAUGGUCAGGUUUCCGGUGGUGACUUUCUCCUCUCCUCGCUGCAUCCAUACAACCGUUACCUUAUGGGACCCUAGCAAAGAUUUCAGAGCUAUCGCCAAUAAUUUCUCCUAUCUGGAUGCCUCAGGUUGGUACUGGGGUGCCAUCUCUGCCAGUGAGGCCCACUCUGUCCUACAGGGGGCCUCGGAGGGUACUUUCCUGAUACGGGACAGCAGCCACCCUCUCUAUAUGUUGACACUGUCUGUUAAAACUGGUCGCGGGCCCACGAACGUUCGCAUCGAGUACAGUCUUGGACGUUUCCGUCUGGACUCCAGUUCCCCGGCCAGAUCACGCCUGCAGUCCUUCCCAGACGUCCCCAGCCUCGUGCAGCACUACGUGGGCUCCAGGAACAAAGGGGAGGAGGAAAAGACUGAGGAGUCGGAUCACGUAACUUCGCCGGCCCCCAAGGAAUGUGCGGUGUUGCUAAAACUCAAACGGCCGAUGCAUCGUCCUCAAGCCUUUCCUUCUUUGCAACAUCUCACUCGCCUGGUAAUCAACAAAUGCACCACUUGCACAGAGAGCCUGCCUCUACCGAGACCAUUACUGCAGUAUCUUCAGGAUUACCCUUUCCAGCUCUGACAUCGCCAUGGAAAUGCACACCACGGCCAAUCACGAGCUGGAUGUUUUGAAGGCGGCAAGUUAAAUGCACAGCCCCAAUCAGAAGUUUGGUUCAAAAACCAGUGUUAACCACUUGAAGAGUGACUCUUGUUUCUGGAGCAAGUUUUUGAUGGUCAGCAAGUCUAUCUUCAUCGAUAGAUAGAUAUACCCAAGUGGGACCGAGUCAAGCCAUGUCCAGAAAUUGACUCAUGAAGAAGCAAGUGACUCAACCUUUGUGUCAUACUGUUAAAAGUGUGAGAGGUUAAACCACAGGCUUGGGGUCUGAGAUGAAUUUAAUGUUCAUGAAACUUUUGUACAGGUCACGUGACCCCUUUAGGAACGGUUCGAAAUGAGAACACGCAGCUUGUCUGAAACUCUGAGCUCACGAGAAGCACACAUGUAGCUUGGUCUUCAGCACUCUAUAAAGGCGAGCUUGGUCACUGCGCUGCCUUGACUGGAAUUGUUUCUUUCUUCGAAAGUGAAAUGCAGUGAAAUGUUUUUGUUUUUUUGACUAUUUUAAUCGAGAUUUACAUAUUUUGUUUUAUGCCCACAAUGUGGAGUUUGUAUGUAUUUAUGGAUGAACAAUCCUUCAUUUUGUAAUAAAAGUGACAAUCAAAUU
Sinocyclocheilus grahami is the source of this 1929-nucleotide messenger RNA. It is a transcript of the gene cisha, whose product is annotated as cytokine inducible SH2-containing protein a. The transcript is spliced from 3 exons. The record is from RefSeq and is a predicted model, not a curated record. Gene Ontology annotation, biological process: intracellular signal transduction; phosphatidylinositol phosphate biosynthetic process. Gene Ontology annotation, molecular function: 1-phosphatidylinositol-3-kinase regulator activity. Lineage: Eukaryota; Metazoa; Chordata; Actinopteri; Cypriniformes; Cyprinidae. Gene Ontology annotation, cellular component: phosphatidylinositol 3-kinase complex. Bases 627 to 1292 code for a protein of 221 amino acids.